This is a messenger RNA of Ctenocephalides felis (cat flea), 3174 nucleotides long. RefSeq lists its product as uncharacterized. The transcript has 5 exons. The record is from RefSeq and is a predicted model, not a curated record. Bases 1 to 3174 code for a protein of 1057 amino acids. Gene Ontology annotation, biological process: DNA integration. Gene Ontology annotation, molecular function: nucleic acid binding. NCBI's taxonomy places the organism in Eukaryota, Metazoa, Arthropoda, Insecta, Siphonaptera, Pulicidae.
AUGUCCGUUUCAGAAAUUUCAAUUUUAAAUAACAAUGUAGAAAAAUUUUGGGAAUUAGAGAAAGUUGAAAAUGCAAAUUGUUUUAGUGAUUGUGAAUUAGAAUGUGAACGUCAUUUUGUGGCACAUACUAAUAGAAAUUUUGACGGACGAUUUGUCGUUCGAAUACCUUUUAAAUAUAAUAAAAUUGAAUUAGGAAAUUCGAAACAAAUUGCAUUGAAACGAUUCGCUCUUCUCGAAAAACGUUUUAAGGCUAAUACAGAAUUGUUCAAAGAAUAUAAAAACUUCAUAGAUGAAUACCUAAAAUUAGGUCAUAUGCGAGAGGUUAAUGAAUUUCGAGAACCAACAAACGCUUAUUAUUUGCCUCAUCAUCCGGUGAUUAAAAAGGAAAGCUUAACCACCAAGCUGAGGGUGGUAUUUGACGCCUCAUGUGAGACAAGUAACGGUCGGUCACUCAAUGACUUACAAGCAGUAGGGCCGACGAUACAAAAGGAUAUCUUUUCCAUUCUCUUAAGAUUUAGACGGCACAAGUACGCUUUGACAGCUGAUAUCGAAAAGAUGUAUCGGCAAGUUAUAAUUCACAAGGAUGAUAGGAAGUUUCAGAGAAUAUUUUGGCGCGAUAAUUCUAAUGAUUCUAUAAAAUGUUUCGAAUUAAAUACGGUAACGUACGGUACAGCAUCUGCUCCAUUUUUGGCCAUAAGAUGUCUUGAACAAUUGUGCAAGGAAAAUUAUGAAACUUACCCCAUUGAAUGUGAAAUAAUUAGAAAGGAUUUCUAUGUAGAUGAUCUAAUUACCGGAGCAGAUACUCUACCGCAGUUAAAAACUAUAAAGCAAAAUUUAUUAAAAAUUUUGAAUCAAGCCAAGUUUAAUCUACGAAAAUUUAAUAGCAAUCACGUAGCCUUUCAAAGUGAAGAUUAUAUCGUAAAUUUCAGCGAGAAACAAAUUAAAACUUUAGGGAUGGUAUGGAAUUCGUACUCUGAUAAAUUUGCAUAUACAACAGACAGCAUCACUAUAAGUAAUAAAAUCAGUAAGAGGACAAUAUUAGCCACUACGGCUCAAAUUUAUGAUCCAUUAGGCCUGUUAGCGCCAGUAGUUAUAAUUCCAAAAUUAAUCAUGCAAGAGUUAUGGAAGUGCAAAUUAUCAUGGGACGAAGAAGUACCAUCAAAAAUAACCAAAACAUGGUCACAAUUUUGUAAUAAUUUAAAAUUUAUCAAUAACAUCAAUAUUAAUAGACAUAUGUAUUUGCACCAUCCUAUCAUUUGUGAAUUACACGGAUUUGCCGAUGCAUCUGAAAGCGCCUACGAAAUUUCCAUUAAUCGCGAAAUGCUUUGGAGCGAUUCAAAAAUAGUACUAGCAUGGAUUAAAUCGCCUUCCCGCAAGUGGAAAACGUUUGUUGCUAAUAGGGUUUCGGAGAUCCAAACCAAUACGGAUCCAAACAAUUGGUACCAUGUUAGAUCAGAAGAUAAUCCUGCCGAUUUAAUUUCGCGAGGAAUGUUACCGGAAGUAUUAAUUAAUUCAGAUUUGUGGUGGUUUGGUCCAUCUUGGUUGAAUACCACUGACAAACUUUCUUUUGGCGCAGAUUUCAUAUCAGAAACCGAAGAAGAAAUUAAACAUGUUUCGUUAACAGUAAUAGAACAAACCACAACUAAUAUAUUUAAUAUGUAUUCAUCAUAUACAAAGUUAGUUAUGGUCAUUGGAUAUUGUGUUCGGUUCCUUAAAAAUUGCAAGAACAAGGCCAAGAACAAGGGCGACUGUAUCCACGGUGAAUUAAAAACCACCGAAAUUAAUGAUGCUCGCGUAAGAUUAAUUAAAUUAGCACAACGUGAAAGAUUCAAAAAUGAAAUAGAGUCUCUAUCAAACCACGAGCCAAUAAAAACUAAAUCAGAUUUAAAAUCUCUCAACCCAUUUUUAGACGAAAACGGUAUUUUGAGAGUUGGCGGUAGAAUAAAGUUGUCUGACUUAGGUUACGAUAAGCGUCACCCAAUGGUUCUACCUAAAAAUCAUGCACUUUCAUCAUUGAUUGCCAGAUAUGAACAUAUCAAAUCUUUUCAUUCUGGAGCGCAACACUUGUUACAUACGCUCAGAGAGACAUAUUGGCCAAUCAACGGUAGAAAUCUGUGUAAAGGUAUUAUACGAAGAUGCGUUAUCUGCUUCAAGGUUAAUCCUACUUCUACUUCCCCAUUAAUGGGCGAUUUACCAAAAAACCGCGUCACUCCCCAUUUGCCAUUCACGAAUUGCGGCGUGGACUUUGGAGGUCCGAUUAUGUUGAGAGAUCGUCGUACUAGAGGUACGCGAGCCAUUCAUUUAGAACUGGUAUCGGAUUUAACAUCAGAAUGCUUUUUAGCUACACUCAGACGAUUCAUCGCACGUCGGGGAAAACCCACUAACAUUUAUUCAGACAACGGAACAAAUUUUGUCGGGGCAUCGUCGGAAAUUAAAAGAUUAGCUAAUUUUUUGCGCAAAACUAACCUUAGCAAUGUUAUGAAAUCAUUAAGUGACGACGGCAUCAAUUGGCAUUUUAUUCCUGCUAAAUCACCCCAUUUUGGAGGUAUUUGGGAAGCCGGUAUAAAAUCAUGUAAGUCGCAUUUAAAGCGAAUUUUAGGAAAUGCAUGCCUUACCUUUGAAGAUUUCUAUACAAUUUUAGCACAGAUCGAAGCUAUUUUAAAUUCCAGGCCAAUUUCUCCUUUGAGUUCCGAUCCUAAUGAUUUAAAUCCAUUGACUCCUGGCCAUUUUUUAAUUGGAAAAUCCUUAACAUCUAUUCCCGACCCAAAUGUACUUGACAUUCCUGAAAACAGACUAGGACGCUACCAGCACCUGCAGCGUUUGGCACAACAUUUUUGGAAACGCUGGCAUAAGGAAUACAUUUCGGAGUUGCAGAGUAGGACAAAACGCACAGGCCGUGCAAACCAAUCAUUAAAGGUCGGAACCAUGGUACUUCUCAGAGAAGAUAAUGUACCUCCACUGAAUUGGCAAUUAGGUCGCAUUAUCGAGGUGCAUCCAGGACUAGAUAAGGAAGUGCGUGUAGUGACAGUGAAAGUUCAAAAUAACGUUUUCAAAAGAGCUGCCACUAAGGGUCGUCGUCUAGACUAUAGUGUCGCCGGACUAAGAUGUAGGUGGUCUAAAUUAGGUGGUCUAAUGUCAUUCACAGUUCAAGUGCUAGAUGCAUUUGUAACAUAA